Aethalodelphis obliquidens (Pacific white-sided dolphin) is the source of this 3474-nucleotide messenger RNA. RefSeq names its product SPARC related modular calcium binding 1 (gene SMOC1). Gene Ontology annotation, cellular component: basement membrane. Bases 273 to 1580 code for a protein of 435 amino acids. Gene Ontology annotation, molecular function: extracellular matrix binding; heparin binding; calcium ion binding. Gene Ontology annotation, biological process: extracellular matrix organization. The record is from RefSeq and is a predicted model, not a curated record. The transcript has 12 exons. NCBI's taxonomy places the organism in Eukaryota, Metazoa, Chordata, Mammalia, Artiodactyla, Delphinidae.
AUGGCCCAGCUCUGGCGUCCAACCUGCUGCCGCCGCGGCCCGGCCGAGCGGAGAGCACCACACGCAGAGCACACGCUCGCGCUCAGCUCCCCUCCGGGGCGGUUCAUGAGCGCGCGCUCCGACCGCAGCCUCCGCGAGCCCGCGCCGCACCGCCGCGGCCCGCCGUCGCCAGGGCCCCCCGGGGGAAGGAAGGCAGGAAGGCCGGCGCGGCCGUGCGCCCCGUGGAGCCCGCCACCCCUGUCCGCAGCCGGCUGCCCGGCCCGUCUGGCACCAUGCUGCCCGCGCGCUGCGCCCGCCUGCUCGCGCCCCACUUGCUGCUCGUGCUGGUGCAGCUGUCCCCGGCUCGCGGCCACCGCACCACGGGCCCCAGGUUUCUCAUAAGUGACCGUGACCCUCAGUGCAACCUCCACUGCUCCAGGACUCAACCCAAACCUAUCUGUGCCUCUGACGGCAGGUCCUACGAGUCCAUGUGUGAGUACCAGCGAGCCAAGUGCCGAGACCCAACCCUGGGUGUGGUACAUCGAGGUAGAUGCAAAGACGCUGGCCAGAGCAAGUGUCGCCUGGAGCGGGCUCAGGCCCUCGAGCAAGCCAAGAAGCCCCAGGAGGCGGUGUUUGUCCCGGAGUGCAGCGAGGAUGGCUCCUUUACCCAGGUGCAGUGCCACACUUACACGGGGUACUGCUGGUGUGUCACCCCAGAUGGGAAGCCCAUCAGUGGCUCUUCUGUGCAGAAUAAAACUCCUGUAUGUUCAGGUUCAGUCACCGAUAAGCCCGUGAGCCAGGGUAACUCAGGAAGGAAAGAUGACGGGUCUAAGCCGACACCCACGAUGGAGACCCAGCCAGUGUUCGAUGGAGACGAAAUCACAGCUCCCACUCUCUGGAUUAAGCACUUGGUAAUCAAGGACUCCAAACUGAACAAUACCAAUGUAAGAAAUUCAGAGAAAGUUCACUCUUGUGACCAGGAGAGACAGAGCGCCCUGGAAGAGGCCCGGCAGAAUCCCCGCGAGGGCAUUGUCAUCCCCGAGUGUGCCCCCGGGGGGCUCUAUAAGCCAGUGCAGUGCCACCAAUCCACUGGCUACUGCUGGUGUGUGCUGGUGGACACGGGGCGUCCGCUGCCCGGGACCUCCACACGCUACGUGAUGCCCAGUUGUGAGAGCGACGCCAGGGCCAAGAGUGCGGAGGUGGACGACCCCUUCAAGGACAGGGAACUGCCAGGCUGUCCAGAAGGGAAGAAAAUGGAAUUUAUCACCAGCCUGCUGGAUGCUCUCACCACUGAUAUGGUGCAGGCCAUUAACUCAGCAGCACCCACUGGAGGUGGGAGGUUCUCAGAGCCAGACCCCAGCCACACCCUGGAGGAGCGAGUGGUGCACUGGUACUUCAGCCAGCUGGACAGCAACAGCAGCGACGACAUUAACAAGAGGGAAAUGAAGCCCUUCAAGCGCUACGUGAAGAAGAAAGCCAAGCCCAAGAAAUGCGCCCGGCGUUUCACUGACUACUGUGACCUGAACAAGGACAAGGUCAUCUCACUUGCCGAGCUGAAGGGCUGCCUGGGUGUCAGCAAAGAAGUAGGACGCCUCAUCUAAGGAGCAGAAAACCAAAGGGCAUGUGGAGAGACCAGGGAGGCAGGAUGGAUCACCAGACACCUGACCUUGGACGCUGCCCACAGCCCAGCCACAUCCCAUGUAACAUGAGUGGUGCCCACCGUGUUUGCACUUUUAAUAACUCUUACUUGUGUGUUUUCUUUUUGGUUUCAUUUUUAAACACCAAUAUCUAAUACCACGGUGGGAAAAGGAAAGGGAAGAAAGACUGUUUGUUCUCUUUUAUUGUUAAGGUUUUGGAUCUGCUACUGACAACGUUUAGGGUUCUGAGGGGGUGAGGGUCUUGUUGGGACUGAGAAGAAAGAGAUUUAUAUACUGUAUAUAAAUAUAUAUGUAAAUUGUAUAGUUCUUUUGUACAGCCAUUGGCACUGCUGUCUGUUUAUUCCCCUCCCUGUUCCUGCUCUGGGCUGUGAGGGCUCUGGACCCACGGGCCAGCUUUCUGGAACCCAGAACUCCAUCCCCAGCCCGCUUGGAUUCUGUUUGGAGAACAACCCCUGUGGUUAGAGUGCAGACUCCAUUAGUUCUUUUCUAGUGGGAGGAGGGCACCGCCUCUUGCUGUGUCUGUCAGAGCUGGCAAGUCACUUGGCGGUUGACCCUCUCAAGGGAGGCUGGGUGUGGGACAAUGUGAGGGGCCCCUGAAGGGAGGGCUCCCGUGCCCAUGUGUUCCUGCCAUCCGGAUCCCCAGGUGGCCCUGACCCCGUGGGUGCACAGUGUCCUGGUGGCCCACUGAGCAAAUUGUCCUCCAAGGAUUUGCGUUAGGGUCAGUUGAAACAUUUCCACCCAUGUUUAGCAUCUCCUCCACGUAAAGCAUGAGAAGGGAGCCAAAGAAGGAAAAGACACACAGAGGGGCCUUUUAUUUAGUAGCUGUUUCGUAUCUGAGCAGCGGAGGGAAGAGGACAGAAGGCCUGCCCUGGUGAGUGCAGUCCCCACAGGAGGCUUCUCACCUCCUGCAAACCCACGAAUGAGGCUUCCCGAGACGGCUCCCAGGGCCAAGGUCAGACUAGGCUUUUACUUCCACUCUCCUCUAUCUCCCCUUGCCAUCCUCUGGUCAUCAUAAGCCUGAGGGAAGAGUUGUGUUGGUCACCUUGUUGGAAACUCAGCCUUUUUUUUUCCAAAACUCAGUACUGAGGUUCUUCCUGUUCCCUUAAAUGCUCUUAAAGGCUUCCAGGCUUGAGGCCAAUUCCAGAGCAGAGCUCAUCUCGGGCCUCCCACUUCUGCCCUCGCCUAGAAGUGCAGAGAUAAUAACCCAGCUAUGGGGAAAUCCAGGCCUAGCUUUCCACAGACAUUUUACUGUGAUUCCAGCGUGGAAUCCAAUGUGCUGGGCAGCCUUCGGGUCAGAUGCCAGCUUCUUCUGCCCGGGUGACCAUGCCUAUCUGACAGUCAUCAAAGAGCAACACGUGGCACUUAGCACCCCUUCCAUGAGCAGGCGUGGCAGCAGUGAGGGAGGCUGGGUAGUAGCCCAGGACUGGGGCCCCUAUGGAUUGCUUUUGGAAAUCUGGCCACAUCUCCUGCAUCUCGUACCCCAUCCCGGUAUCCCAUCCUCUGACUGGAGAAGGUUCUUGCUGUCUGGGUGAAAGUCCCAGAGGUUGUGUUAGGGUGACUGGAGGCCCCAUCCCAGCACGGUAAGGUGGAAGGGGAGCCCUAGCCCAUUAGUUUGGACCAGAAAGCUCAGCGUGCUGGAACCGGAUGGACUUUCCAGGAGACCCCAGUCCCCUACUCUGGCCAGGAGGAAGCACCUCCUUGUAGAACAUCAGACUCUCCCCUGGGCAUCUUCUCUCUCACACAUAUGUGGAGGCUGUGUUCUGUGGUUUUCCUUUGUGAGGAGGGAGGGAGACUAUUUGUAGCUUGUUUUAUAAAAAAUAAAAAUGAGUCAAUCUUG